AUGAACGCCACAGUGUUUGAAAAAUGGUUCAUUAAUAUGUUAGGUGGUAAUUUGGAGAAACCGUGUAUUAUAGACAUGGACAAUGUCUCGCAUCAUACAAUAUUAGCUGAAGACUAUCCUCAGACUAAUACUAGAAAGGCAAAGUUCAAAAAUGGCUACAAGAAAAAUCAAUACCAUUUACUCCGGAAAAAACAUUGUGCGAACUACAGGAAAAAGUGA
Molecule: messenger RNA, 219 nt
Organism: Cinara cedri
Lineage: Eukaryota; Metazoa; Arthropoda; Insecta; Hemiptera; Aphididae
Source: the annotation of a GenBank genome assembly